Molecule: messenger RNA, 913 nt
Organism: Nicrophorus vespilloides
Lineage: Eukaryota; Metazoa; Arthropoda; Insecta; Coleoptera; Silphidae
Exons: 4
Coding region: 2-913 (303 amino acids)
Source: RefSeq, a predicted model, not a curated record
GAUGAAGUUCACGCGAAACGUUGUCAUCGCGUUCUUGGUUUUCGGCUCAGCGUUUUGCAAUGACGAGGCGGUCGAGGAGCAGGAUAUUGUGGAGCAGGUGUUGAGUUCGGAAGAGUCUUCCUCGAUAGAAUCGAAUCCGAAGGAGGACUAUAGUUUGGCCAUCGAUAUGAUAAUUGAGGCGAUGGAAUCGGAUCUGGUAAAGGACUUGGAGGACGCUGCGACUGAGGAGGACAGAAAGAUGUGCAUCGAGACGUUCAUCAGUGAUGCGAAAGAUAACAUCGAGACGUUCAAGACGUCGAUGUUCGAAUCGCAACCGCAGCAGAGGGCAGAGUUCGACGACGAUUCCGAUGACAUCCAUACGAGACUGGAAACGCUGAUCGCUAAGCACGUGCCGCAGAGGAGGACCAUCAUUGGAGACGACACGCGGAAACUGAUCACGAACAUCUGGCAGAAACCGGUCCAGAUGGGUAUCAACGUGUACAACAAUCUGAACUCGCUGUCGGACAGCAUGAGUCAGCAAGCGGACGAGAUCAACAGGAACGCGUACAGGCAAUGCGACAGAGAUGACUUCCUGCAAUUCAAACAAAAUCUGAAGCAGCUGAUCGACUCGAACGUCAAUGGUUAUAUUGCAACUCUGCAGCUGUACAAUCGGGCGACCGUGAACACGAACGAUUUCCGCGCCGUCCUCAUGAAGAAGGUGAACGAGUUCACCAAUAAGGCCUUGUCCGGGGCGCACGAGUGCCACGAGAAUUUCCAUGCGUUCAAGAAGGUCGCGCUUAAAGUCGGCGAGGAGCUCAUAAGGAUCAGCAACAUCGAGAACAGACCCUUCAAGAAGGUCGACAUCCAAGCGCAAAAGGCCAAGAAGAUAUGCGAAAUGGAUAAGUCGAAAUUCAACAUCAACUGUAGAUUUUAA